Trichoderma harzianum CBS 226.95 is the source of this 1251-nucleotide messenger RNA. RefSeq lists its product as hypothetical. The annotation marks the transcript as partial. NCBI's taxonomy places the organism in Eukaryota, Fungi, Ascomycota, Sordariomycetes, Hypocreales, Hypocreaceae. The record is from RefSeq and is a predicted model, not a curated record. The transcript has 2 exons.
AUGUUGUCAACCAACAAAGCCUUCCUGCGCAUCAUCCUGGCAGCCUGUUUGCCAACAGCCGUAACAGCAUCUUGGUGGGAUGAUUUUACCAAUAAUUUGGCAAUGGAUCUUACACCACUUACUGCUUUAUUUGGCGAACAAGCGACCAAACAAUUCCUCAGCGAGUCAACAACCUUCUUGGACAAUUUUCUUUUUGCCAUGGCGCCUCUUGGGAUCUUAACUGGAGUCGUGUCUGCUAUUCGGGUCUGCGGAGGACCAUCUCUACGAGCAUUCAUCGGCCGUGCACAAGAGGGAGGAGGAAUUGCUGAGGCGGAGUUAUGCUCCUCUACUAGCCGCGAGGUGUGUGAGCUCUAUCACAACGGUGCCAUCGUCAGGGUUUUCGGGCGACCCAAGAUCCUGGAAAUUGUCUAUGACCCCGAAUUGGAAAAAAAAGACAACAACGAAGGUAAAAACACGGCUGGGAUCAACAUUUCUCGAGAGUAUUUCCAAAUGGCUAAACAAAACGGCACGGGCUGGGAAGAACAAGGGGAAGAGAAACCGUCCCAUGACGCAGAAAGUAGGCCAUCGCCAACCAAAAACACCUUUGACAAUUUCGCACCAAAUCCUAAUCUCUCACUCAACAUUGUGAUUGUAAAGCGGUCAUCCUUUGUGUACAUUGGGGCCGCUAUCGUGGGAUUCCUCUCGCAAACCUCGGUAUUGGUGCUAAGCGUUAUAAUUACUUAUAGCCUACACUGGGGGAAAAAUGGAAACUCUAUAGACCCUUGGGCUUUCCCUUUUAUAUUCGUGGGUACAAUGUUUGUUUGCUUUGGCAUGUUUCUCUGCGCCACUUUGGUAAACGAUAGUACCAAGGAGAGAGUGUUCGAAUGGAAGCGUGAACUAGGAAAAUCGAGCUCUACCCUUUACGUGGUCCAGCCAGGAAACCAGGUGGUCGGGGAUCAGACUUUUGAUCCCUUUUUGUUCUCGAAGCCGAUAAAGUGUUACAUGACAUCCUGGAAGGCUGCUCAGACUUCCGACUCAAAAACUUCAGUAUUGGUUGCUACUGUUAUAACAAUACUUGGGUUUGCCUUGCAGUUUGUUGGUUUGCGAGCGAUGCACUCGUUGGUUUCUCUAUUACAGCUUGCUGUCACCUUGUUAAUGAGUGUGAUCCGGGCCUUGUUGAGGACGCAGCGUUUAAGCAUAGAUGAAAAUAUCCUUCGUGAUCGUUCAGAUGAAGUGAGCGGCCAUGAACUCGAUUGGAUGGCUCUGCAGAUG